Girardinichthys multiradiatus is the source of this 3835-nucleotide messenger RNA. Its product is annotated as nuclear factor 7, brain-like. Gene Ontology annotation, molecular function: zinc ion binding; protein binding. The record is from RefSeq and is a predicted model, not a curated record. The transcript has a single exon. NCBI's taxonomy places the organism in Eukaryota, Metazoa, Chordata, Actinopteri, Cyprinodontiformes, Goodeidae. Bases 109 to 2550 code for a protein of 813 amino acids.
GGAACAGCAUCGCUGCCCGAUCUCCAAAGGAAUCCACGUUUGCAGGAAUUACACUGGAGAGAAAUCGGUGAGUCCUUUUUCUGAAAGGCUUCCUAAAGACAACAGAAGAUGGCUGAGGUGACUGUUUUUAAAGCUUAUUUAAGCUGCCCCGUUUGUUCAAAUACCUUAAAAGAUCCUGUGUCUCUGAGCUGUAGCCACAACUUCUGUACAAGCUGCCUGCAGAGAUUCUGGCAAGGAUCUACAAACAAAACCUGUCCCGUUUGUAAAAGAAGAUCCUCAAAUGAAAGGCUCUCAGUAAACUACACACUGAAGGAACUUGCUGAUUCUUUUGCUGGAAGCCAGGCCCCUGGACCAUCUGUGGGGGUCCAAAACCAGGCCCCUGGACCAUCUGUGGGAGUCCAAAGCCAGGCCUUUGGACCAUCUGUGAGGGUCCAAAACCAGGCCCCUGGACCAUCUGUAGGAGUCCAAAGCCAGGCCUUUGGACCAUCUGUGAGGGUCCAAAACCAGGCCCCUGGACCAUCUGUGGGAGUCCAAAGCCAGGCCUCUGGACCAUCUGUGAGGGUCCAAAACCAGGCCCCUGGACCAUCUGUGGGAGUCCAAAACCAGGCCUCUGGACCAUCUGUGAGGGUCCAAAACCAGGCCCCUGGACCAUCUGUGGGGGUCCAAAGCCAGGCCUCUGGACCAUCUGUGAGGGUCCACAACCAGGCCCCUGGACCAUCUGUGGGGGUCCAAAGCCAGGCCCCUGGACCAUCUGUAGGGGUCCAAAGCCAGGUCUUUGGGCCAUCUGUGGGGGUCCAAAACCAGGCCUUUGGACCAUCUGUGGGGGUCCAAAGCCAGGCCCUUCGACCAUCUGUGGGGGUCCAAAGCCAGGCCCUUCGACCAUCUGUGGGGGUCCAAAGCCAGGUCUUUGGGCCAUCUGUGGGGGUCCAAAACCAGGCCUUUGGACCAUCUGUGAGGGUCCAAAGUCAGACCUUUGGACCAUCUGUGGGGGUCCAAAGCAAGGCCCCCGGGGCAUCUGUAAGAGUCCAAAGCCAGGCACCUGGACCAUCUGUAGGGGUCCAAAGCCAGAUCUUUGGACCAUCUGUGGGGGUCCAAAGCCAGGCCCCCGGAGCAUCUGUGAGGGUCCAAAGCCAGGCCCCUGGAGCAUCUGUGGGGGUCCAAAGUCAGGCCUUUGGACCAUCUGUGGGUGUUCAUAGCCAGAUCUUUGGACCAUCUGUGGGUGUUCAAAGCCAGAUCUUUGGACCAUCUGUGGGGGUCCAAAGCCAGAUCUUUGGACCAUCUGUGGGGGUCCAAAGCCAGGCCCCCGGAGCAUCUGUGAGGGUCCAAAACAAUGCCUUUGGACCAUCUGUGUGGGUCCAAAGCCAGGCCCCUGGAGCAUCUGUGAGUUUAAAACAAGAGGAGACAUUAAUAGUGGUGUGUAGCAGGCAUCCAGAAGAUCCAAAAUACUUCUGUAAAGAUGAAGAGAGAGCUGUGUGUCACAUGUGUGAGUUUACCCUCCACCAAAAUCAUCAAGUGGUUCCUAUAGAGCAAACAAUCAAUGAGCUGAAGGUGCAGCUAAGAUCUGAUUUAAAGUCUCUGCAGGACAAGAAGAACUGGAACAUGCAGGUAGAAAAAACAUUCAGUGAAAUGGCAGAACACCUUAAAAUCCAGGUGUUGUCCACAGAGAGACAGAUCAGAGCAGAGUUCAACAAGCUCCACCAGUUCCUGAAAGAUGAAGAGGAGUCCAGACUGGCAGCUCUGAGAGAGGAAGAGGAGCAGAAGGGGAAGACUAUCGGCAGAGAGAUGAAGAGGAUUCAGGACCAGAUCGCCUCUCUGUCAGACAGUAUUUUUGCUAUUGAAGAAGUGCUCCACAAAAACAUUAUUCCAUUCCUCAGCAGUUAUAAAGCCACUCAGAGCAGAACCAGAGCCCAGAGCUCACUGUCAGAUCCACAGCUGGUCUCAGGAGCUCUGAUAGAUGUGGCCAAACACCUGGGCAACCUGUCCUUCAGAGUCUGGGAGAAGAUGAAGGAGAAGGUUUACUUCAGUCCUCUCAUUCUGGACCCAAACACUGCACACCCAAGUCUCUAUUUGUCUGAUGAUCUGACCAGUGUUAAAUGUGGAGAGACAUGGCAGCAGCUUCCUGACAAUCCAGAGAGAAACAUCAAGUACUCCAACGUUUUUGGUUCUGAGGGCUUCCGCUCAGGAAAACACAUCUGGGAGGUGGAGGUGGGAGAUCAUCCUGACUGGCUCAUUGGUUUGGUCAAAGAGUCAUUCGACCGAAAGAGAGAAACAUAUGCUUCACCGAAAUUUGGAGUAUUAUGCUUGGUGCACCGCACUGGAAAAUACUCUAACGGUGCUGGUAAAGCUGUGACAGUGAAGAACAGUCUCCAGAGGAUCAGAAUCCAACUGGACUAUGAUGGAGGAGAGGUGUCCUUCUACCACUGUGAGGACAGGAGUCAUCUCUGCAGUCACAACGACACUUUCACUGAAAAACUCUUCCCAUACUUUUGUAUUGGAAAAGCUGGUGAGGACAAAACAUCUCAUGUUAAAAUCUGUAAAAUGUCUCCUUGAGAAGCACAGAGAGUAACUAGUGUUUGAGUGGUUAAACCUCUAAUAUGGUAAUAAAAUGGAUCAGGCCCAGUCGUAUGCUACUUUUUGAGUUUGAGAAACAAAGGAAACAAGUAAACACAAAAUAUAAUGACUUUGAAUAUUACAUGCAAGAGACAAAGCAUACAACCCUACAAAAAACACUUAAAACCGGAGUUAAAAACAUAAAAGAUCAAAACAUUACAAAUAAACAGGGGAAUAUUGGUUGACUUUUCCAAUCACCUACAUUUAUUUAACUUUUACCAGCAACAGGCAACUUUCUAUCCUUGUGUUUAUUUUUAAUGUCUAAUACUUUUAUUUAUGACUUCUUAAAUGUAAGAUAUUAACCUUUGUGUUUCUGUACUAACUUGCUAUGGAGAGUUCUUCAGUUUAAUGUCAUAAUUAUAUUUUCAAAAAUAGUUUAUGAUGAUUUUUUUUGCAAUGCUCUGUUUAUUGGUUGUGAAGAUUAUGUUUAAAAGUUCAAGCAGACUCAGGGAUUUAGUUGUUUUGAUUUAUGUGGUAAGAUAUGUUUGUAUUUUCUAUUUCUGUUAAUUAACUGUUCUGUGAUGACUGAUAAUGAUUUUCCUGCUCUUAAACAAAGAAAAAAAUUAUAUUUGUCAUGUUUCUUUUGGAAUUCUAAAAAUAGAGUUUAGUUAACAAAACAUUUUCCAUAGUUAGGUAAAAGAUUUGACAAAAGAUGGAUGCAAACUAGUAAUUUUUCUAUUUCCAUAAGACUGAAGUCACUUUACAUUCAUACAUCUAUCAGUUCCACCUGUGAAUUUGUUAUUUUUUACAUUAACACACACACCAAAGGCAAAUACAGAACAGAACUGAAUCUCGUUAAUAACUGCACCUGGACUUUAUAUUAAGACAAUGUAAUGUAACCAAGUAUAACUACUCUGUUUUGAUUGAUUGGGUUCUUUUGACUGCUUGUGUUUCAUUUACAUGAUCCCCUUCAAAAUCGUGUUUUUUUCUAGGUUAUGUGAUUAUUAUUGUUGUAUUAUUAUGUCUGAGUAUAUGUUGCAAUGACUGAUGCUUUGGUUAAAAAACUUGAACAACAUAGGUUUUAAUUUCACAGUUUUUUUUUUUUCUGAGACGGCCCAUAAAGAAUGAUUAUUAUUUGUAAGUUAUAUUUUUACAUCCUUAUACUUAGCCCUUGUGCAAAGUCCGCGCCGCCUACUGGGGGAAAGCACACGCUACAAUUUGAUUCCGGUUCAAUUGAGCUGCUGAGAUAUUUUGUGCAAUAAAAGCAUGAAACAAAGCUGUCAAA